Molecule: messenger RNA, 438 nt
Organism: Prunus armeniaca (apricot)
Lineage: Eukaryota; Viridiplantae; Streptophyta; Magnoliopsida; Rosales; Rosaceae
Source: the annotation of a GenBank genome assembly
AUGAGUGUGUAUUAUGCACCGAUGAAGGUCGAAGGCUCAAACACCGGUGUGGUGCCGGUCGAAGGCUCUCCGAUGCUUAAGUCAGCUAUGAGUGAUAAAUUUGCCAGAGUAACAGGAAGUGAAAAUGGGAGCAUUGCACAAAGUUUUGAUGUAGGACUUUGUGUGAGUUGCUGUGGUGGUGACACAUUUUGCGAGGCAAAGGUGUCCCUAUUCAGUGUGGGCUAUUCGCGAGGCUACAAUCUGGUCCUAAGAGCUGAGCCUUCGGCAGGUGUUGAGGUAAGCAACAUUUCGAGGCCUCCUUCCUUCCGCACAUUGCUUGUCGUUCGGCAAGAGGCCUCCUUUAUUGUACGCAUGGUCCUUGCCGUUCGGCAAGAUUGCUAUGAACCUUCAUCCCCAUAUUGCGAACCUAUUUGUUUAUGUGUAAUCGUCAAUAAGUAG